UGCCCAAUUUUUCAUCCAGAAUAAUAUCCAAUUUUAAAAAAUUAGAAGUUUUCUCUAGAUAAAACUGUUUGAAAAUGAUGUUGGUUCGAUCGCUGAAAUCAUAAACAAAUAGUUUAUCAUUAGUUAGAAAAGUUAAUGUUGAUGGAUUAUAUUGUGAGUUAGCUGAUCAACUUGACAAUGAGUUGAUAUCUAUUUUAGAGUAGAGUGAAAAGUAGAUACAAGUGCUUGUGGUUUUUUCCUAUGUUAAUAAUAAAUUUGAAUUAAUAAAUUCUAAUACUUAUGAGAAGAUUGGAAAUAGUAUUUGAUAGUGGUUGGAGAACUUAUCUCUUCUAUGCACUUCUAGGCCUUGUUUUACCUCACUUCUAUUUCUUAUUUGACUAGGAUAUAUGAUUGGACUUGUUCUUGACAAAAAUUCUACACACCAUGUGUUUGUAGAGCUCAAUCCCUUCUUAAACGAGUCAUAUUGGUCUUUGUGGCUUUUUAGACCUUUUUUAGGCUCAAUUUUUGGACCAAGGCCGAUCGGGUUUGGUCCUUUCUUGGACCCAUCUUCUUUUACUCGCCUUUUACUAUUCUAAACCCUAGUUCUUGAAUCGAAUGCAACACUACUAUUGAUAAAUUAGCUCAUCAACAUGAAAGUUUGAAAAAUAUGUUAUUAUAUUUGUCGGUAAACUUUAAAUUAAUAUUAAAUUUGAACUAAACUAGUUUUAGAAUCAUUGAUAAAGUAAACUAAUUUAAAUUAACUUCAUGAAUAUUAUAAUCAUCUAAGUCACAAAACCCUAAACCUAUCCAUUAUUUAAACUCCUAAAUUUUAAUAAGUCAAUCAAUUUAUAUUUUUUUUUUUACAAUUAUCUAUGAAAUCAUAUGACUUUUUCGAAUGCCAUUUUUAAAAGAAGAUAGCAUAUACAAUUUUUAAAGAAAAUUAUGUUUAUUAAUCUAAAUUUGUUCAUUUAUAAAUAUUUAUACGCUUAUUACUAGACUUUUCUUUAAGGGGUUUUAUAAAAAAUAUAACAAAGCAAUUUUGAAAACGAAAAAAGUCCCUAGGUCGAUCGUGGAAAAUACAAAAAAAUUGCUCCAUCAACCACAAUGUCAACAAUGCGCCUGUUGUACAUGAUCGUUUAGAUUUGACUAUUGUUUGGUACACGAUCGUUUAAUUUGGUUACGUUUAAAUUUGGUUAUACAAUCUAAAUCUAAACGAUUUUUUUUUCAAAAUUUGGUAUAUUUAUAUUUAGUAUAUCGAUCUUAUGAACAACCAAAUAGAAGUUUGAAAAAAAUAAAUCUUUUAUAUUUGAUACACAAUUUUGAACCAAAUAAUCAUUAAAAAAAGACGAUGGAAAGAAAGACGAUAAAAUUUGCAGAUGAUAAAAUUCACAGACGAAGUGGUGAAGAAAAUGAUCAAAGUGAAGAUAAAAAGGAAUGCCAAAUAUCAAAUAUUUAAAGAAGAUAAAAAGAAAUGACAAACAUGAAAUAUUUAAAAAAUGGUUAACUACUUUGUUAAACGGACCAUAAAUAUUUUAACUUUCUCACUUUUAAGAAAGUUUAAAUGGACAGAAUCCCAAAACCCCAACUUGAACUUCACUAUAAAAAAAAACAAUUAAUGGGUAAAUUGGUAUAAAAUAAAAAUUGAGAAAUACGUUGUCGUUUUAAAGCGCAACUACACAACUCUUUCUAUCCGCCUUCGCUAUUUUGCAGUUUGCAAUUGCUUAUCCAUUUGUGAAGCUCUCCAAUACUUCUCAGUUCUCAGAGCCAAGCCUACAGCACCAAAAAUGGCAGCCAUGGCUGCGCUUCAGAGCUCCAUGACCGCUCUUUCCCUCUCUUCCAAUUCCUUCCUCGGCCAACGCCUUCCACCGCCCAUAAUUUACGCUGCGCCCAUAACGUCAAAAGAGAAGCCAUGUCUCAUAGUAAUGAAGCUUAAAAGAUGGGAACGGAAGGAAUGCAAGCCAAACAGCCUUCCAGUAUUACACAAAAUGCAUGUCAAGGUUGGAGACACAGUGAAAGUUAUAGCUGGUCGUGAUAAGGGAAAAAUUGGAGAAAUCACCAAAAUUUUUAAACAUAAUAGCAAAGUGGUAGUGAACGAAAUAAAUUUGAAGACAAAGCAUGUGAAGAGCAGAGAGGAGGAAGAACAAGGACAAAUUAUUAAGAUCGAAGCACCCAUCCACAGCUCCAAUGUGAUGCUUUACUCAAAAGAGCAGAAUGUAACGAGCCGGGUUGGUCACAAAAUUCUUGAAGAUGGAAAACGAGUACGUUACCUCAUAAAAACUGGGGAAAUAAUUGACAGCACUGAAAAUUGGAAAAAAUUGAAGGAAGCGAAGAGCAAAACUGAAGUGGCUACAACUGCCUAAGAAUCGGUUUUCAACUGUACCUACCACUGAUGUAGUUAUGUAUCUUGAAGGGUAUUUCAAUAGCCUGUUAUCUUUUUUUUAGCAAAUAUUUUUGUUGCGUUCUUUUUGUUCAUUGAUGCAUAGUAAAGUGAUAUCGCGUUGGUAGUUUAUUGUUUAUCGAUAAUCUAUAACAUAUUGAGACAUAUAUAUAUAUAUCCUCAAUUAUUCUAAUAGAUUCAUCAAAAAGAUAUUAGAAGGAGAAA
Messenger RNA from Cucumis melo (muskmelon), 2581 nucleotides. Its product is annotated as 50S ribosomal protein L24, chloroplastic. Gene Ontology annotation, molecular function: structural constituent of ribosome; RNA binding. The record is from RefSeq and is a predicted model, not a curated record. Bases 1764 to 2339 code for a protein of 191 amino acids. Lineage: Eukaryota; Viridiplantae; Streptophyta; Magnoliopsida; Cucurbitales; Cucurbitaceae. The transcript is spliced from 4 exons. Gene Ontology annotation, cellular component: ribosome; mitochondrion. Gene Ontology annotation, biological process: translation.